GAGGCCAUUAUCUCUCCCUCGUCUCUCUCUCUCUUUCUCUCAAAACCCUAGAAUUGUUUUUCCAGAAUUUCGGAUCAAAUCAAAACCCUCCAUGACGAAUUCUCGCCAGCCUCAUCUAAACGGCGCUUUCUACGGCCCUUCAAUCCCUCCUCCGUCAUCGAAUAACUAUCAUCAUCCAAUUCGCGGCGGCGGCGGUGGCACCGGAUGUUGCUGUUGUUGCGACUGUCUUGGUUGUCUCUGUAGUUGCAUUUGCAACCUAAUCCUCCAAAUUCUCUGUACGAUCUUACUAAUAUUAGGUGUAAUCGUCUUCGUCCUCUGGCUAAUCUUCCGUCCAAACAAGGUAAAAUUCUACGCCGACGACGCUUCUCUUACUAGAUUCGAUCUGUCAUCUACCAACAACACGCUCUAUUAUAAUCUCUCCUUAAAUCUAACUAUUAGAAACCCUAAUAAACGAGUCGGUAUUUACUACGACUCGUUCGAGACGAAUGCUUAUUACGAGAAUCAGCGAUUCGCUACCGAGUUGCUUACUAAAUUCUACCAGGGGAAGAAGAAUACGACGUCGCUUGAGGCGGAGAUUAAGGGUCAGAAUUUACUGUUGCUUCAGAUUGAUAGAACUCAGUAUAACUCGGAGAAAAAGUCUGGGGUUUUUAGCAUUGAAUUGAAGCUGCGACUUAGGGUUCGGCUAAAGGCAUGGUGGUUUAAAUCGCCACGGUUCACGGCGAAAGUAAACUGCGAUCUGAAAGUUCCGAUGAAUUCCACAUUUGAGAGUAAGAGGUGCGACAUUGAUUGGUAAUAGAUUUGGUGAGUCGACUCAGUGGGUUGGUUGGUUGGGUGA
Impatiens glandulifera is the source of this 835-nucleotide messenger RNA. RefSeq names its product NDR1/HIN1-like protein 3. Gene Ontology annotation, cellular component: plasma membrane. The coding region runs from base 92 to 793 and encodes 233 amino acids. Lineage: Eukaryota; Viridiplantae; Streptophyta; Magnoliopsida; Ericales; Balsaminaceae. The record is from RefSeq and is a predicted model, not a curated record. The transcript has a single exon.